This is a messenger RNA of Mitosporidium daphniae, 1878 nucleotides long. Its product is annotated as repeat protein. NCBI's taxonomy places the organism in Eukaryota, Fungi, Microsporidia. Bases 1 to 1878 code for a protein of 625 amino acids. Gene Ontology annotation, molecular function: serine-type endopeptidase activity. The transcript has a single exon. The record is from RefSeq and is a predicted model, not a curated record. Gene Ontology annotation, biological process: proteolysis.
AUGGCGAUACCUUUUUUUGUCCAAUAUGAUUUUUCCCUUUUGUUAGAAAGUGGAGAGCUGCUGAGAUACGCGCCAAAUAUCGUACGAAUAUCAGCAAACGACCAUUUAAUUUACGACAGUGCAGAUUGGAAACGAAUCCUAAACGCCRUACCUGCCUACAUUUCCGUCUACAUUAAGCCGGAUGAUUUUAAUGUAAACGAAUAUCCUUUUGCUUCGCCUUCAUCUUCUUCUCCUACUCACCCUUUAUACCGAUAUAAAAGUACGAAGAGGCCGCCGAAAAAAGACAUGUUGUCGAAUUUUGUUCUUCACUCGCUUAAUUCCCAAGUCAGUAUUAAAGAGGCUUUACACAAAGAGGCCAAUAUUUCGCUCUCACAAAUGAAAUCCUUCUGGAUUUCCAAUGUUCUUAUUCUGAAAGUGGUUCCCUUUUCCGACAAUCUUAUGAAUGUUCUUGCAAAUUAUCGAUCCAACGCUACAUGGGUCAUGUAUGAAGUGUUCUUGAAAUCAAAAAAAAAGUCAUAUGAUGAUGCUAGAACGGAACAUAAACAUUUCUACUAUAAAUUUCAUAUUCAUAUGUACUCAAAUGGUGCUUCAAAAAAGAAAAAAGUCGAUAUUGUUUCCUUGGAUAAAAAAGACAGAUUGAUGAACGUUGAACCAAAUAAAGGUCCAUGUACGUUUAACAAAAACAAUGGAUUCAAUGACCUUACUUCCUAUUUUGAUGAAUCCAUCGAAAAAGCUUGGUCCACCACCAAGGGAGAGGGAUCCAUUGUGGGAUUUAUGAAUUUUUGUCCAUUUUCCACUAAAGAGCUCUUGGCCUAUAAACCUCCCCAACCGAAUGCGAAAAUUAGUGACAUGCAAAGGAUUCAUGAUAGCGGGCUCCUAGAAGCCACUUCGACUUUUGGAAUUAAUGGUAGAGCCAUUGCUCCAAACGCUCAUGUUAUCGGUGCCGCAGGUUACACCCCAGCUCAGCCUGGUGGGUUUUCGAUUUCUGGUCUUUGUGAUUUGUUGGACGAUGCUCAGUUCCUUAUUGCUCCAAAUGGAGAUCAAUCGAUAGGUGCUGAUGUUGUCGUCCUUUCUUCCUAUGUCCUUCUUUUGGAUCCAGAUGCUUCUUUUCGCGAUUCUCUUCUGGAACUUGAAAUUUGGAAGAGAAUUGUAAAGGUUUGGGAUAUUCUCGGCAUCAUCCCAGUAAUGGCUGCUGGCUCCGUGUCAAAAGAUAACGAUUUUGUUGAUAUUCUUCGCUCUCUUUCCCGUGUAAUUAUUGUAGGAUCUGUAUCUGGUGCAACCGGAAAUCCCUCCCUUUUUUCGGCUAGGGGUAUGUCUUCAUACAACUGGAAUGGCCGCAUGUUGCCUGAUUUUAUGGCACCAGGCGAACCGAUUGAUUUGACAACUGCCGUUGGAAAAUAUAUCGAGCCCGAUGAAACGGCCACUUUCGAGCAGGUGAUUGGGGAGGGCACAUCCUUUUCCGCCUCUUCUGUUGCCUUUACCAUUGCACUUAUGCGCUCUAUUUCUCCGGGGAUUUACCUGGAGGAUGCGAUUGCCAUUCUCAAUGAAACAUCUAUUCGUCCCUCUUGUUGGGAUCAAAUUGAAUCCUACAACUCGAUGGAGUCUCAUUAUCUACUGGAUGUGAUUUCAUUUAGGGACCCAAACGGAACCCUGUCAUAUCCAAAUGUAUUGUAUGGAAGUGGAAUAAUAGAUCCGUUUAAGGCAGUAAAGGCGUCCCGAAACCAUGAAAGUUACAAAUCAAUGCCACGUCAAUUUAUAGUUAAAGCAACCACCUUGAUAGAAGAUAUAGAGGAUUUUAUUUUUGGAUCCUCAGCCACACCAAUAUUUAAACCACACGUUUUAUUGACCAUCAUUCUUCCUUUCUUUAUUCUUGUGUAA